GAAGAUUAACGUUUUUUGUUGACGUGUUAUUUUUUGUUAUAAAUUAAAUGAUUCAUGUAUUUGUAAUGAACUUGUGAAUUAUACAAAACAUAUGUGCCAGUGAAUAAAGAAAAUUGUAAAGGUAAAGAUAUCAACAUUGUAAGAAGACUUAUAAUUAUCUGUACAUAGUGAUAUUGAUCAUAAAUCAGUAACGAAAAUAUGCCAGAAGAAGGAAAAAGGGCAUUAAUUUUGGUUGGAGGUUAUGGUACCAGAUUGAGACCUCUAACUUUGAGUAGACCCAAACCUCUUGUAGAAUUUGCAAAUAAACCCAUUCUGCUUCAUCAAAUAGAAGCUCUUGUAGAUGCCGGAGUUACUGAAGUUAUAUUAGCAGUGUCAUAUCGUGCUAAACAAAUGGAAGAGGAAUUGACGGUGGAAGCCACAAAAUUGGGUAUUAGUAUAAUAUUUUCCCAUGAAACAGAACCUUUAGGUACAGCAGGACCAAUUGCAUUAGCCAGAGAACACCUUUCCAAAAGCACUAAACCAUUCUUUGUGCUAAAUUCAGAUAUUAUUUGCGAUUUCCCAUUUAAAGCAUUGGCUGAAUUCCAUAAAAAUCAUGGAAAAGAAGGUACAAUAGUGGUUACUAAAGUGGAAGAACCAUCAAAAUAUGGUGUAGUAGUAUAUGACAAAGACAACAGCAUCCAAAGUUUUGUAGAAAAACCUCAAGAAUUUAUUUCUAAUAAAAUUAAUGCUGGUUUGUACAUUUUAAAUCCAAGUGUCAUUAACAGGAUAGAAUUAAAACCAACUUCUAUCGAGAAAGAAGUAUUUCCUUACAUGGCUGCUGAUAAACAAUUGUAUGCCUUUGAAUUGGAAGGUUUUUGGAUGGAUGUUGGUCAACCAAAAGAUUUUCUAACUGGAAUGUGUUUAUAUCUGAAACAUUUAAGGCAAACAAAUGACGAAAAACUUUAUAACGGACCAGGUGCUGUUGGCAAUGUCUUAGUAGAUCCUACUGCUAAAAUUGGAAACAAUUGUCAAAUUGGGCCUAAUGUUACAAUAGGACCAGGUGUUGUUAUAGAAGAUGGAGUAUGUAUAAAACGAUCUACAAUACUUAAAGAUGCUACGAUUAGCUCAAAUUCUUGGUUAGAAAGCUGUAUUGUUGGAUGGAAGUGUUGUGUUGGAAGAUGGGUAAGAAUGGAGGGUUCCACAGUACUAGGAGAAGAUGUUAUAGUUAAAGAUGAAACAUACAUUAAUGGAGGUCAAGUGUUACCUCAUAAAAAUAUUGCUACUUCCGUUCCAGAACCUCAGAUUAUCAUGUGAGGCUAAAAUAUUAUUUACAAUAUAAUUUUUAUAUCUUGAAAGUCUAUACCCAAUGAACUUUUGUAUUUUUAAUACACAACUAAAUAAAAUAUGUACAUAAAUG
Messenger RNA from Diabrotica balteata, 1396 nucleotides. Lineage: Eukaryota; Metazoa; Arthropoda; Insecta; Coleoptera; Chrysomelidae. The record is from the annotation of a GenBank genome assembly.